Lachancea nothofagi CBS 11611 is the source of this 294-nucleotide messenger RNA. The record is from the annotation of a GenBank genome assembly. NCBI's taxonomy places the organism in Eukaryota, Fungi, Ascomycota, Saccharomycetes, Saccharomycetales, Saccharomycetaceae.
AUGGCUUAUGCCACAUCUACUGACCAUGCCAAAUCAUAUAUAUUGACACUCGAUGAAAACCAAGCGGCCUGGAAGGGUAAGCUGGACGACCUCAAGUCCUUGAUCAAGCAAACCGGGGGUAGAAUAACGCAUGAGUAUUCACUCGUGAAGGGGUUUUCCAUGGAACUCCCCUCGGAUCGCUCAAAGGGUAUUGUUGAAAAGCUAGAGAGUUUCGCUGAGAAGCUUAAAUGCAAACUCCAUAUAGAGGAGGACCAAGAGGUGCACACUUUCAGCGGUCAUGGCUCUUUCAAUUAA